AAUUACAUAUGUCAAAUCAGCAACAAAAAUCUGAAAUUAAUUGCCCCAUGAAAGUUGUUUCUUAUGGUCAAAUAGCGUUUAAAAAGCUUAUUUUUCAGGCUAGACCAGCCAAUGCGCAUUCGGAGUCAUAACGUGCUUACUGUGCAUGUUUUCGGCUGCUCUAGUCAGGGCUGCGUUCAGCUCUGUCAAAACAUUACAAAACGUUUUUUAAACAGAAACAUUGGUUUAUUGAACACCCUCUUCUGAUGACGCAAGACAAGAGCUGCAACUAUGGCAGCUGAGAAGGCCAUUCUUUGUGUUCUUUUUGAAGAAUUUUCGGAGCCUGAUGAAAUCGGAAGCUGCAAGCAUACACCAGUCCUGCCAAGUCACCAUGGCUGCAGUAGUGAAGGGAGGGGGAGUUGGUGUCUCUGGGGACCUGCUUCUGAAAAAGACGCACCAGAAGAGAUGCCUCGCCCCAGCCACACACAGCACAGCUGCAGCCAAAGAGCUCUCUUCUCCAUGGCUAGCGUCAGACAUCUCAUCUUACUUCUUCUCUACUGUGAUGGGAUGAACACUGAAACAACCCCUUCCCCACAGUCUGAUCCUGUAAUUACAACACGAAAAGCUGUAUCCAAAGGUCAAAAUCAAGUCAUUAUUGAAGACCUUGCAAUCCUGACACCCCAGUAUAUAGAACUUUUAUGUAACCUAACUGAUAUACCAAAUAACCCUCCGUACAUUACUGGCUAUUGGACUAAAGAUGGACAAGAAAUUGAAAACUCUGAAGAAACUGUAAAUAGGUACAAUGAACAGUAUAUCCUUAAAAAGACUUUCAGUAUACAGGCCAGAGACUUGGGAAAUUAUUCCUGCAUCUUCAGAGAAAAUCGGGCACAAGUAACAUUUGUUUUAGAUGUUCCUGUAAUAAAAGACAAAAGAGACAAGCCGGUAGUGAGUUACAUUGGAGAUUCAGUUGUACUGGAGUGUAAACUCAAACACACACCAAACACCUGGAACUGGUACAAGGCAAACAACACUGAAAAGGGGCUCAUCAAUGUUACUGCAAACCCUCUGAACUACAAGAUCUUUAUUAAUGGAAAUGAAACCAAACUGACUGUACUGAAUCUGACCGAAGAAGAUUCUGGAAAGUACAUAUGCAGUGCUGAGUUUGAUAUCAAACCCAGUGAGUCUUAUGUAGAGCUGAAGGUCUUGUCGUAUACUGAGCCUCUCAAGCCCUUCAUUGCUAUAGUGGUUGAAGUCAUUGUCCUUGUCACGCUGAUUUUGCUUUGGGAAAAAUGCAACAAGCCACAACAUGACGACUUUUCUGCAGGAGUGAAUGAUCUCUGCUCUGAACAAACCAGCAAACUCACUCGUGAUGAGAGCAAUGGAGUGGAGAACAACACAGCAAGACAAAGAAAACUGGAGCGCUGAGGUUUUCAUUUUAACAGACGAAAAAAAAAAAGAGUCUGCUUUAGAAUCUUGUGGCUUGAAUCAAUGAAGUAACAAGCAAUAAGGUUUUUGCCUAAACUAAUUCAGUCACAGCAAUAUAUGUAAACAUAUAUAUAUAUAUACUGUAUAUUACAUUCUCUAGAUUGCAUGUUUUCAUAAUCUUCAAUAUAGUGUUAUUGUCAAGGUUUUAAGUGUUCACAUGACCUUUUAGAAGUCAAUUUAAUAAUAAAGGUCAUCUAAAGAAAAUACUUUUCUCAAGGCUUUAUUAGAAGAUUAAAUCGCUUCAUAUAUUUAAAUUUCAAAUUGCUCAAUUCAUACAGAUCACUUUAUGAUACAUUUUUGUACUUGUACUGUGUGACGUGUGAAAGCUUUUGGUUGCUUGGACUUUCAACUGAGGAACAGAGAGCAAACCUACAAAAAUGUCUUCACUUGUAUUCAAACAUGAAGAAAAGUUUUAUGGGUUUUGACUGACAUGAGGGUGAGUAAAUGACAAUUUUAAUUUAUGGGGGAACUUUUCUUUUUUCUUUUAAAUUCUUCAACAAACAAUGUGUAAUAUUUUAAUUUUCAGUUCUAUUUUGGGCACUUAAAUCCAAAACAAAAACAAAUUUUUAAACUUAAAUGAAGACAAAAAUGACAUGCAGCUCUA
This is a messenger RNA of Onychostoma macrolepis, 2068 nucleotides long. RefSeq names its product embigin (gene emb). NCBI's taxonomy places the organism in Eukaryota, Metazoa, Chordata, Actinopteri, Cypriniformes, Cyprinidae. The coding region runs from base 271 to 1404 and encodes 377 amino acids. The record is from RefSeq and is a predicted model, not a curated record. Gene Ontology annotation, cellular component: plasma membrane; axon. The transcript has 9 exons. Gene Ontology annotation, biological process: axon guidance; dendrite self-avoidance; homophilic cell-cell adhesion. Gene Ontology annotation, molecular function: cell-cell adhesion mediator activity.